AUGCGAGGAUAUUUUGCUAGCAGCGACUAUAAUGCUGGCAGUACGAGCACCGUUGGCACCGGGAUUAGCUUCCUCUUCGUCGUCAACCGACUAGACAUAACGUCGACGCAGCCACACCCUGAUGCGUGGGGAAAUGUUAUUCCCCCCAAAGACAGCAAUGGCUUCGCUGAUGAGAAAGAAAGCGUCGUGAUGCGUUAUAUGGACGGUCGCGUAACCCCAGCUUCGGGUUAUCGCUGGGACCGGGAAGGUGGAUGGGGGACCGCGGGCAGCAUUGUUGGGACACGCCGUACUACGAAGUACAAGGAACAGACGGUAUUCUCCUGCAAUCCGCACCUCCCUAUUGUCGUUGGCAAUUUUGACCCGACGGUUGAAGUCAGCGAUCGCGACAUCGAUGCCAGGAAGUGGCAUCUCCUCCAUUUUAAGUGCAGGCCAGAGUUUCCGGCCACCUCCUUCGCCAAUGGCAACGCGGAAGGCAGCACGUACGUAGUAGGCAGUAACCCAACUUGGAUGCCGAGCCUCGUCCCACAUACGUUCCGGAACCGAUCGCAAUACCGGCUGCAACAAUCGAGGGGUCUCAGUGGUGAUGUGCCUCUCGUGUUGGGACUCAUGGCUUUCUGGGACGAUUGGUGGGAUAAUCACCAAGUCCGGAUGCAAAACACGUUCUACGGGCACGAUUCGCACUGGCGUGAUGGGGUAUGGACACGCAGAGACGAACCAAGAGGAUAUCCCACCAUUGAAGAAACACCGCGAGGCUUUCUCGUCCAUGUUAGCCUUGACGACUACGAGAAUCCUUACUCGACAAAAGAAGCAUUGCGUAGGCUUGAACGAGAGCACCCAAUCGUCCCGGACAUCUCGGGGGACGUCUCGGGACAUUACCCUUACCACUAG
Molecule: messenger RNA, 888 nt
Organism: Scedosporium apiospermum
Lineage: Eukaryota; Fungi; Ascomycota; Sordariomycetes; Microascales; Microascaceae
Exons: 3
Coding region: 1-888 (295 amino acids)
Source: RefSeq, a predicted model, not a curated record